Molecule: messenger RNA, 186 nt
Organism: Colletotrichum fioriniae
Lineage: Eukaryota; Fungi; Ascomycota; Sordariomycetes; Glomerellales; Glomerellaceae
Source: RefSeq, a predicted model, not a curated record
AUGUCUGACAACAAGCAGGGCGGAAAGUGGUCCAACCCGGCCUUUCUCCAUAGCCUGGUCGUCGGCUUCUACGGCGAGCUGAAGAACGGCAGUCUCCCACAGGAGGCGAAGGAUCGUGUCGAGGCGAAGCUUCGUCGCGAUGGCUUCGAGGACACCACCUGGGAUAGUGUCCGUUUCUACUGUUAA